Solanum lycopersicum (tomato) is the source of this 1997-nucleotide messenger RNA. Its product is annotated as probable GPI-anchored adhesin-like protein PGA55. The record is from RefSeq and is a predicted model, not a curated record. Gene Ontology annotation, molecular function: zinc ion binding; nucleic acid binding. Lineage: Eukaryota; Viridiplantae; Streptophyta; Magnoliopsida; Solanales; Solanaceae.
GAAAAAAGGUCUCAUUUUUUCAACACAAAUUCCCAAAAUCACUGUUCAUCACGGCCAGAAAAAACCCUACCUUUUCUGCUCUCAAUCUUUCUCUAUAGAUGUAACGAUUUGCUGUUUCGGCAUUGUGAAUUUCAAUUUUUUUGAGUGAAUUUUGAUGGAUUACAAGUAUGAAUCGGUAGGCGAUCAUCCGGCGCCGGCGCCGGCGCCGGUGCGGCCUCAGACGAUGACGAGCUAUCCACAGCAUCCUCAUCCUCCGAUGGGUUAUACACAGCUUCCGUCUCUCACUUACUUCUCUCAACAAGCCAUUCGAGUUUCAGCUGGCUACACGGCGCCUCAAUUUGAAAACAAACCUGAUCAUAUCCAAAACCAACCUGCCAAUAUGCGUGAGGCAAUUUGGAGAGAGAUUGAGAAGGAGAAAAUUAAACAGGAGAUUAUAGCUGAAGAAAAAGCUCGAAGACACAUGUUGGAGUUGGAAGUUAGACGAGAGCUCAUGAUGGAAAGAGAACUAGCAAAGCAGAGUGGAGAGGGAUUGUCUCCUUUUUCUUCACCUGCAAUGAGUUUCUCUCACAUGCUUCCGUUCUCGAAGCAACAGAGUGUUGUAAGGUCUGUAGAGGAAAGAAUUGCAAGGUCACUUGAGGAUAGGAUGGGAAGGGACAUAUCAGUCUCUAGAAUGGGUGCAAGAAAUGAGAUUGGGAGACUUGAAAUAGUACCAUUUGAGGAGCGGAUUCCAGAGAUUCCUUUUCAGCAGCGGAGUGUGGAACCAGAAAAUUCUGCUUUGAAGCCUGUACCCCACAGUUCAGUGCCGAUGAUUUCAGAAUUGCAGCCCCCUUUGGAGCCUAGCAAAGAAAAAGACAAGAUCAUCUUGCUGGCUAAGCCUAGUGUCUCUGGAGCAAAACGAAAAGCUGUUACACCACCAGUGGAUGUUGCCAGCCAGCCUCCGUCUUCCAGUGUUCCAAACAAAAAUGGGAAAGAGGACUGGAGUUGUGCACUUUGCCAGGUAAGUGCGACUUGUGAGCGUGGUCUGAAUGAUCACCUCCAAGGAAAGAAACACAAGUCCAAGGAAGCUGCUUUGCGAGAACAGAGGUUCGGGAAGAACUACAGCAUCGGUCUUUUCCCAAAGAAACCUAAGAUUAACAACCUUUCAGAAGCCGAUGGCAAUGUUAACAUGGAGCAAAUGGUAAAACCACAAGUUGAAUUGUUGCUUCAGAACAAAUCAGGGGAAAGAUCAUCUCUAGUAAUUUUGGAGAAAGAAGGUGCAGAGGACACCAUCACCCCAACUCUGCAUCACAAUGCUGAUGACUUGAAGAAAAGUGCAAAUGCAGCUCCAAAAAAGCAGAAGGCUAGGAAGAAGUACAAAUUUUGGUGCGCAACGUGCAAAGUAGGGGCUCUGUCAGAGGUGUCAUUGGAGGCACACAGGGUAGGGAAGAAGCAUAAGGCUCGUCUCCUGGUGCUCAGCAGCGCUGCUGCUUCAGCUGUCAAGGUUGAGAGCACUCAGACUGUUAAUGAAGCAUUAAAAGAGGUCGAAGAAACUGAAGCUGUUAAGGUUGAGAACACUCAGACUGUUAAUGAAGCAUUAGAAGUGGUCGAAGAAACUGAAGCUGCUAAAAUUGAAAGCACUCCAACUGUUAUUGAAGCAUCAAAAGAGGUUGAAGAAACUGAAACUGCUAAGGCUGAGAGCACUCAAACAGUUAAUGAAGCAUUAGAAGAUGUCGAAGAAACUGAAGUGAUCGAUGAGGUAGGUGCAGGUGUGCCCGACAAGCAGGAAGAAGUGUUCACCACUGGCGAUAACUGAGUCCAGUUAUUUUCAGGAGUAUUAUAGUGUUAUUGAUGUAGAGUUUAGGGGAUGGAUUGUAAGGUAAACUGUGACAACUUGUCUACCAAUUGUGAUGUGUAUGUACUAUUUUAGUACUCUAGCUCUGUUCUCACAUAAUUGGGUAUUUUUCAGUUUAUGAAAUGACAUAUGAUUGGACAAAAGAUCAUGGAAUAGUUUUUCAUUA